Messenger RNA from Aspergillus wentii DTO 134E9, 1218 nucleotides. RefSeq names its product HPP family protein. NCBI's taxonomy places the organism in Eukaryota, Fungi, Ascomycota, Eurotiomycetes, Eurotiales, Aspergillaceae. Bases 121 to 1014 code for a protein of 297 amino acids. The transcript is spliced from 2 exons. The record is from RefSeq and is a predicted model, not a curated record.
GCCGGAUUUGGCUGUGACUGUUUCUUUGGUAUUUAUAUCCGCCCAGCCCUACCAAAGUCUGUCGUCAUCACCGCCUCUUUCUCUCUACAGUGGCUAUAACAUGCCCUGCCCGGUAAUCCCAUGAGUCAACCAGCUUCUCAACCCAUGUCCCGGCUGGGCUUGGACUGGUCUCGCUGCCAUUUCGAUAUCGACUCUUACCUGAACCCCUUUAUUCCUGCUCCGCCAUGGCACCGGCUGCCUCGUCCCAUUUCGCAUUUUCUUGGUUAUAGACCUAGAUCGCCCAAGCCGGUCGGUAAUAUCAUCAUCGCGCUGUGGUCGUUGAUUGGUGUUUUCUGUGGUGUUGCUGUGAUAGCUUCUGUGUCGGCACAUGUUCCGUCCUUCCAGGACCAUCACGCGUCUAGAAUCGUUGCCAGUUUUGGCGCCGCCGCCGUUCUCGAAUUCGCCGUCAUCGAAUCCCCCUUCGCCCAACCCCGAAAUGCAAUCCUCAGCCAGAUCAUCGCCAGCGUCAUCGGCGUGGGCAUAGCCAAGCUGUUCGCCCUCAACGCGCACGCCCUUCACUUUACAGAACUAGGCGGCGCUCUCGCCUGCGCCAUCACCACCACCAUCAUGGUCCUCACUAACACCGUGCACCCACCCGCGGGCGCAACGGCCCUACUCGCCGUCACCGAGGGCCGGGAGAUAGGCUGGUUCCUGAUCCCCGUCAUGAUGCUGGGCUGUGCGCUUAUGCAGGCCGUCGCGUUGGUGAUUAAUAACAUCCAGCGACGGUUUCCGGUGUACUGGUGGACGGCGCAGAGCUUGGAACGACGGCCGAGCACGAGCAAGGAAGAGAAGGAUGUGGAGAGUGCUGUUAAGCAUAAAGAGGCGGAUUAUGUACCCAGUGCGUCGGAGGAUAGUCUGGGGCAGAAGUCGGCUCAGGUUAUUAUUCGACGUGGGGAUGUGUAUGUCCCUGAUAAUGUGUGGGUUACGGCGGAGGAGAGGGAGGUUCUGAAGACGAUUAGUGAGAGGAUACCUUAGCAUGUCUAAAAGAUACAUAGAACUACGACUUAAUGAUAUUAUAAUCACCGAUAUCGCAGCUUCGUGGACGUAGCUAUAUUCUGGUUGGAGUAUGGUUUUUGGAACCCUCCGCUUGUAACCGAGAUAUUUAGCUCACUGGAAUUGAGAUUUCAGGCCAUACUCUGGAUCUAUCUAGGCGGUAAAGUUAAAUAAUCCAUUCAUUAC